AUGUUGGCUGAUGAACUUAAUUUGAAACGAGAAACCGUCAGAAAAAUUUUAACUGAUGAUUUGUCCAUGAAAAAGCUGUGUGCAAAGAUGGUGCCGAAGAACCUUUCGGUGGAGCAAAAACACGAACGAAUGUCCAUUUCACAGGAUUGUCUGGAACAGGUUGAAGCUGAUCCAACUCUUCUCGAUCGUGUAAUUACUGGUGAUGAAAGUUGGUAUUUUCAGUGGCUGUCUCCUGGUGCAGCUAGACCGAAGAAGGCGAGAAUGAGCAAAUCAAAAAUGAAAACGAUGAUGAUUUGUUUCUUUGACAGCAAAGGAAUCGUGCACAAAGAGUUCGUACCACCUGAGCAGACCGUCAAUCAACAUUUUUACCAGAAAGUACUCGAUCGGCUGCGAAAACGAGUCAUUAGAGUCCGUCCAGAGAUUGCCAAAACGUGGAUCCUUCAUCAUGACAAUGCUCCAUGCCAUCGUGCCUUCAGUGUGUCGCGAUUUUUGACCUCUAAGAACAUCGCAGUGUUGCCACAAGCGCCCUAUUCGCCGGAUAUGUCACCCUGCGACUUCUUUUUGUUCCCUCAAACCAAAUUGGCCGUGAAAAGAACGCAUUUUGAGUCCAUAACUGACAUCCAAAACGCUGUGACGAGGGUACUUCAGGACAUUCCAGUCGAAGCCUUUCAGAAAUGUUAUGAGAGCUGGAAAAAACGUUGGAACCAGUGUAUAGUGGUGGGAGGGGAGUACUUUGAAGGGGAACACAUCGAUGUAUCUUAA
This is a messenger RNA of Cinara cedri, 762 nucleotides long. The record is from the annotation of a GenBank genome assembly. Lineage: Eukaryota; Metazoa; Arthropoda; Insecta; Hemiptera; Aphididae.